Talaromyces rugulosus is the source of this 1365-nucleotide messenger RNA. RefSeq lists its product as uncharacterized. Lineage: Eukaryota; Fungi; Ascomycota; Eurotiomycetes; Eurotiales; Trichocomaceae. The transcript is spliced from 3 exons. Bases 1 to 1365 code for a protein of 454 amino acids. The record is from RefSeq and is a predicted model, not a curated record.
AUGGCUCUUCAGUAUAUCAGCAACGUCGCAUCCAAGGCUAAGUCUUGGAACUCGAAGCCCAUUUUGACAGACGAAGAUGAGGCCUUUUUGGAACGAGUCAUGUCGAGAGAGGAGCACGCAGAAGGUGUGAAACCGGCGGGUAAUGAUGCGCAGGUCGCAUUAAUGGACGGGGCACAGGAGAUUCCCUUGCCGGUUUCGCCUACUGAGGAAUUAAUAGUUGAAUCCUCACUGGCUGAAAAGGUGGCAGAAAAGCCAGCAGCAGCAGCAGAGCCGGUCGAGACCAAGAAGAAAUCCCGGCCCUGGAGCAUGUUGCUUAAGAGGAGCGGCACGCAAGUAAAAAAGGGCAAGAAAGCACAGCAGGAACCCGUCGCAACGGAUCCCAACGAGAUAGCGACUGCUCCCAAGACCGUCGAGUCCGCAGACGUCGGCGACACCGAGCAGCAGCAAGAACAAGAAGACUUGGCCAUUAUUCUCGAGCGCCUGAAUCUGGCAGCUGAAAACAACCGGGUGUUCUCCGUCGGUGACGAGACACAGGAGCUUCUCCAAAAGUUCAAGUUGAUUUUCAAGGAUCUAGUAACGGGCGUGCCGACCGCCUACCAUGACCUCGAACAGCUCCUGACCAACGGCGACAAACAGCUCAAGGAUACCUUUGGGCAUCUUCCCAGCUUUCUCCAAAAGCUAGUUGAACAACUUCCAGAGAAGUUUGGGCCCGAACUCAUGGCUGCAAGUAGCGAGAAGCCUUCACAAAGCGGAGUCAACAUGGAAAAUGCAGGCAAGGCUGCAGCAGCAGCGAAGAAGAUGGGCCUCAAAGUGCCGAAUCUGAAGGAGCUUGUUGGCAAGCCGACAGCGCUAGUGGGAAUGCUGCGGUCGAUUAUUACGUUUCUUCGCGCGCGAUUCCCGGCGGUGCUUGGUAUGAAUGUUCUGUGGUCGUUGGCAUUGUUCAUUGUCCUCCUCGUCCUGUGGUACUGCCAUAAACGCGGCAAAGAAGUCCGGCUCGAAAACGAGCGACUAGUUACCGAAGCCGAAGUGGCCAAGCUGAACGAGGAGAACGAGGAGCAGAUUCGUCCCACCGAGACGCUAAGCACAACAGCACCUAGGGACGCACCGAUUUCAGAUGUGCGCCAGGGUGUUGAGCAGGUGCAGAAAGCACGGGACGAAGCAGAGGUGCCUGAUCUGGCCGCCAACAGUGCAGCGCAGCCGUCUGUGCAGGCUCCGCAGACGCCGGCAGUAACGCCUUCGACUACGCCGGUUGUCUCUGGUAGCAGCAGCAGCAAGUCAGACAAUCGCCGGUUCUCCUUGUUCCGUUCGUUUUCAAAGCGCACGAAUCAUAACGACACCAGCAUCCAGCCAUAUCCAGGGACGUAG